CAGUCGUUAUGAUUCUUUGGGCCUUUUCAUGAUUGUAGAAAGACUAAGAAAAUGAGAGAGAGAGAAAAUUUGAAACCCAGACCACGAAGUAGACAGCCUAUCAGUAUUCAGCGGAGAAAGUGAAUGAUGGAGAGAGAGAGAGAGAGAGAGAGAGGAGUAGGGAAAGAGAGAGAGAUGGAGAAGGGUAAAAAGGAGGGGGCCAAUGUAUCAAUAUUCUGAGUAGUGUUUGAGGGCAAGGGGAACGAACGGGGGAGGAGAGAGAAAUAGGUUUGGCAAAAGCUAACUAACUACCAGAGUGAGAUUAUUCGCUGAUAUUUUUGAGUGUGAUUGUGUCUGGAGAUCCUCAGAUGGAUGUGAGAGGAUGCUCACUUCUUUGCGUAAUGUCUGAGAGAUAAUGUGAAAGGAAAUGGUUUACACUGUGGUUCAAUGUGAUGGAAUCCUCUCCUUGUUCUUAGGCAAAGCCCUCCUCUCUCUCGCUCUCUCUCUCUCUCUUUUACUCUGGGUGCUAAUCAGCAUUUGAAAGGCAGCUUUGACAGUGAGAAAGAAAGUAAGGGCCAGUCAAGAGGAGGGAGGGAGGGUAAACGAAAGCGAGGGAGAGACUGAGAAAGAGAGGGAGGAGUAGAAGUGAGUGGAAGAGAGAGAGAGAGAGAGAGAGACUGAGGCAGGGGCUGUACAAGCAUGCCUUUUAUAUUUACUAGCAAUUGCAGAAGAAAGAGAGCGAGAGGCACAGAGACCAACGGAGGGAGGGAGAGAGAGAGACAGAGCGAGAGAGAGAGAGAGAGAGAGAGAGAGAGAAGAGACAACUGGUGUGCAUAGCUUGCUUUCCCGAGAGGAAAUAAAGAGAAAAAGCUCCUGCUAGGAUAGGGUAGGAUAGGGGCGAGAGAGAGAGAGAGAGAGAGAGAGAGAGAGAGAGAGAGAGAGAGUAUACUCUUUUCCCUCAAGUCAUAUCUGAGAAGUAUCUGAGCUGGAUAGUAGGAAGGAAAGUGCAGAGAGACCGAAAAACGACAGAGUUGUAGUGAGGGAGAGACGCGCAGGUGUCUCUGUCAUUGCUAACGCGCACACAGACGCAAACACACACACGCGCUCUCUCUCUCUCUCUCUCUCUCUCUCUCCCUGCGUUGCAUGUAUACUCGUGGUGGAUAGCGAGGUGUGUGUGUGUGUGUGUGUGUGUCUGCCUGCCUGGUGUUUUGUGUGAUCUGGAUUGUUUUCCGUCCAGUCUGACCCCUUGUAACCCACUAGAGACAGAGAGAGAGUUUGUGCGCGCGCGCGCCUUUGCGCGUGAGGGUCCUGGAACGUGCGGGUCGUGCGUAAGGUAUUUGUCCAAAGCAGGGGCAUCCGAGGAAGAGGAAAGGAAAGAGGCGUGUGUCCCAGCAUAGCCGCUCAACACUGGACAUGCACAUCAGCCCCUCUGCGGGAGAUCUGGGUCUGACAUAGCCUCAGCCGAUCGCAGCCUGCAUUAGAAGCGGCGGCGUGUGCGGAACAGGAUGGCAGCCAUGCCGUUCGUCAGUGAGGGAAAGUGUGUUAGUGUGGAGUGGGACUUCCUGCAAGGACUCCUCGCUAAACCACCCACCUUGCCCUGUUUACAAAACCUGCGGAAGGAGAAGUCCCGAAAUGCGGCUCGCUCUCGUCGCGGUAAAGAGAACUUUGAGUUUUUUGAACUGGCCAAAAUGCUGCCUCUCCCUGGCGCCAUCACCAGCCAGCUGGACAAGGCUUCGGUCAUCCGCCUGACCAUCAGCUACCUGCACAUGAGGCAUUUUGCCAGUCAGGGAGACCCACCCUGGAGCCCCCUGCUGGAGGGGGACAAUAACUGCAACAAGGUGCGGAGAAACAGUCACUCACUGGCCACUGAUAUAUUUGAGCAGCACCUCGGAGCACAUCUACUACAGUCUCUGGAUGGGUUUGUGUUUGUGGUCAGUCAAGAAGGCCGUUUCCUCUACAUUUCUGAGACAGUGUCGAUCUACUUGGGCCUCUCACAGGUGGAAUUAACAGGCAGUAGUGUGUUUGACUACAUACAUCCUGCAGACCAUGUGGAGAUGGCAGAGCGAUUGGGAAUUAAACCACACCUCCGCACAGAGGCAGGCUGUCAGACUGCCCAGGAAAGUGCUUCAAGUUCCGCCUCCACAUCCUCAUUGGCUGGCACACCUGAACCAGCCCCCUCCAGUCCGCUGUCAUCUGGAGAUGAACCAGUAGAGCGAGGUUUCUUUGUCCGAAUGAAAUCCACCCUUACUAAGCGCGGCCUACAUGUCAAAUCCUCUGGUUAUAAGGUGAGAGUGAUCCAUGUUACUGGCCGGAUUCGCUGUCGGCCAGCCCUGGUCCCAGGCUCUUCACGCUCACUCCAUCGGCCACUGGGAUUGGUCGCUCUUGCUCACACACUUCCGCCCUCCACGCUUAAUGAGGUGCGCAUGGAGAGUCACAUGUUCGUGUUUCGGGUCAACAUGGAUCUCCAGAUCACCUACUGCGAGAACAGGAUCUCAGAAUAUAUGGACUUGAGCCCAGCUGAGGUGGUGGGGCAUACCUGCUACCACUUCAUCCAUGUGGAAGACCUAGAUACCAUCCGGCAAAGCCACGAAGACUUGCUGAGGAAGGGUCAGGUUGUGACUGGUUACUACCGCUGGCUGCAGAGGAGAGGCGGGUAUUUGUGGGUUCAGUCGUGUGCCACUGUGUCCAUCAACCACAAAGCACCCCAUGAACGUAACGUCAUCUGGGUCAACUACAUACUCAGUCGGACAGAAAUGCCUGACAUGCCACUGGAUUUACUACAGCUCCCAGAAACCCUGAAAGCUGAGCGUCUUCGGGCAAGCUCUUCCACUCGUGAUAUCUCUCCAAAGUCACAUGGCCCGAAUGGUGCCCAGCCGACGAAGGGCGGACUUGGACGAAAUGAGUCUGAGCGCAAAGGGAGAGACUCUUGUACUCACAUUACUGCUAACCAUUCAGAGAACAGGAGGAAGAGGCCUUACCACUCCAGCCCUGAAAACACACCUCCACAAACAAGGAGACAACAACUCGAGGUCUUCCGGCAUAGAGAGGACAGCCUGUCAGGCUCCUCGGACUCAGCCAGUGACAGUGAAGCUGAAGAAGACGAAGAGGAGGACAAGGAAGAGGAGUGGGAGCACAAUGGCAAGAGACUGAAGACCGAUGCGGGAGCCUCUAAGAAGAACAGUGAAACUGGGAAAGUGCGUAAUGGUCGUGCUGUAAUCCAGCAGCUGAAGAGUGUGGUGACCAGCACCUCCAGCUCUAACGUUAAAACUGAGCAGGAGAUGUUGAGCACUGGAGUUUGUUCAACCACUGGAGGGCGAUGGAGCAACACUCAGUCCGCCAGGGGUAUAAAUGGCAGCAGCCCCCCAUCCCAAGAUUCCGAGUCAGUCACUACAGAAGCUCCAGCUAAAGGUCUUUUCAGCCCUCCUUCACCCAUCUCAGCUUCACCCCUGCCUAGGGAGGAUCGCCUCCACGGAGGCCGCACGCCUGAUUACGAGCUUCUUCAGAGACUAGCUGCGGGUGGAGCAGCCGGGCGUGUACUGUUCCACCCUCUCGCUCUCGGCCCUCCAGGGCCUCAGAGCCUUUACGCUCCGAGCACCAUUCGCUACGCCCCUCCGGAGCUGCCCACUGCCCAUGCUGAGGGGCCACGCCUGGACCACGCGCCCAAAUCGCCCACUUUCUUUCCACACCUGCAGAGAAUCGCUGCUCUACCACCCUUCAGCGGCUUCUCACCUUCAGAGCCUCCCUUUGCUCCAUCCCUUCCCUUCUGCAUGAACGGACUGAGAGGAGCAGCAGGGACAGAUGAGGACUGAGAAAACUGAGACUGUAAAUAAGAGAGAGAUGAAAGAGAUAGGUAGCACAACACUGGUAAAAAAAAAAAAUAAAAAUACUGAAGGAAAUGAGAGGGAAGGGGUGCAGGCUUGUUAUACAGUCUUCCCAGCAUCCUUUCCAGGUAGCUCAUGCGUUUGCACAGGUCUUCCUCUCUCUGGAUAUGCAGGAAAAGCCAUACUGUACAAAUGGAGAUCAUCAUACAGAC
Ictalurus furcatus (blue catfish) is the source of this 4012-nucleotide messenger RNA. RefSeq names its product neuronal PAS domain protein 1 (gene npas1). Lineage: Eukaryota; Metazoa; Chordata; Actinopteri; Siluriformes; Ictaluridae. The transcript is spliced from 13 exons. The record is from RefSeq and is a predicted model, not a curated record. Gene Ontology annotation, biological process: regulation of transcription by RNA polymerase II. Bases 1485 to 3788 code for a protein of 767 amino acids. Gene Ontology annotation, molecular function: DNA-binding transcription factor activity, RNA polymerase II-specific; RNA polymerase II transcription regulatory region sequence-specific DNA binding; protein dimerization activity.